AUGAUACAAGAGAAAUUUAGCGAGCCCACCAAAAGAAUAUAUGAAGAAUCCGACGUGGCUCUUUUCCGCUCUUCUCUUGCAUCACAGAAGUUGCACCAUGUGAUUUCAUUUCUCCUAGAGAAGGUCACAGCCGUUGAAGUCCCUCAGGGCCAACUUAAGUCCGCAAUCGUCACAAGAAACUCAAACUUGGAAUAUCCUGAUGUGGAAGACCAAAAAGGUGGCAAAGCUUACACACCAAAGGAUAACGUCGCAAAUCUUGUCGAAAUCAUUGAUAAUUUAGAUAAGCUUGUGGAUGAAACCCCUCCUUUGAAAGGGCCACGAAGAUUUGGUAACAUGGCAUGUAGAGACUGGCACACAAAAGUUGAUUCUCAGUCUCUAUCCUUGUUACGCAAGCUAAGUAAAGAUGAGAACUAUCUUAUUGAGCUCAAUCAUUAUUUGGUAAAUGCUUUCGGCUCAAAAAUGAGACUCGACUACGGUUCUGGCCAUGAAUUAUCUUUCAUAGCCUUCAUUGGGGGGCUUUUCGAGAAUGGAAUCCUUAACAAAGACACAACUGGUGAAGAUGUUCUUGCAGUUUUCAGUAGAUACUACGAUUUGGUACGUCGCUUGAUUCUAGACUACAGUCUUGAGCCUGCGGGAUCUCACGGAGUGUGGGGUCUCGAUGACCACUUCCAUUUUAUCUACGUUCUUGGGGCGGCAGAGUUCAACUUUCGUAGCGGGAAGAAUGUCAAAGAGUCGUUCCAGUAUGCACCACCAGUACUGCAAAUCUUAUCACCGCAUACAAUCAGCUCUUACAAGCUAUCCAACUUAUAUGUGAAUGCAAUAGCAUUCAUAUUCAAGCUCAAGCUGGGCCCAUUUCACGAGCACUCGCCCGUGCUUUACGAUAUACAUAAGUCUGUGACUCGCUGGAGUAAGGUUCAAUCAGGUCUUUUGAAGAUGUAUGAAGUCGAAGUUUUUGGUAAGUACCCCGUGGUGCAACAUUUUUGGUUUGGAAAGGGUUUAUAUCCAUGGGUGGAUGCAUCGACCACAAAAUCACUUCCAGUGAAAUCUGUAGAUGAACUCGAAAAAAGCGCAAGUAAGAAAGAUGGAAAAUUUCCUGGUAUGAUUAAUGGACUACAAGGCAUGAAGACAACAAGUAAUAAUAUUGCUAUGACAGGCGCCCCAUGGGCUAGAAAUCAGCCAGCUAGGGGCACACCAGCAGCUCGGGCUGUAGGAAACUUGGGCCGCAGUAGUUCUGAUAUUAAGGGAACUUUCAAAGGUAACAAUGGCUUUUGA
Molecule: messenger RNA, 1272 nt
Organism: Metschnikowia bicuspidata var. bicuspidata NRRL YB-4993
Lineage: Eukaryota; Fungi; Ascomycota; Pichiomycetes; Serinales; Metschnikowiaceae
Gene: RRD1
Product: peptidylprolyl isomerase
Exons: 1
Coding region: 1-1272 (423 amino acids)
Biological process (GO): mitotic spindle organization
Cellular component (GO): protein phosphatase type 2A complex; cytoplasm; nucleus
Molecular function (GO): peptidyl-prolyl cis-trans isomerase activity; protein tyrosine phosphatase activator activity
Source: RefSeq, a predicted model, not a curated record